This is a messenger RNA of Hermetia illucens (black soldier fly), 503 nucleotides long. RefSeq lists its product as uncharacterized. The record is from RefSeq and is a predicted model, not a curated record. The transcript has 3 exons. Bases 52 to 420 code for a protein of 122 amino acids. Lineage: Eukaryota; Metazoa; Arthropoda; Insecta; Diptera; Stratiomyidae.
CCUACAAUUUUACGUCAAAAGGAUCCCGGGUCCUUACGCACGGCACGCAAAAUGACAACUGAUAAACCACCUUCGAUAAAUCUGAGAAACAAAAUAAUCCUAUUGUACUUGAUUGUGUUUGGGGUGCAUCGAACUAGGGCCGCGGAUGCUGUUUUCCACUUCCCUGAGUACGGCUACAAGGAAAAUAACAAAAACGAGCUGACUUUUCGAGAGUUCGAGACAUCAUGUGAGCAGAGUCCACGUUGUGAUACUUUGAAUGGGGUUGAAAGGGUCCGCUGCACACGGCAAUGCAUUUCGCCGUCCUGCUACCACGAAAUUUACCAAUUUGAUGAGCUCGAGGAAGGAGAGAUCGAUGUAAGACUCAACUCGUUCAAAGGAUGCUUCAUUCAGGCUUAUCGGUCGCAGGCAAAUAUGACGUAGUGUCCAAAUAAUCUCUAUUAGGUACUGUAGCGAGACUGGCAGGCAGAGUAGAAAUAAAGUCGUCACAAACUAUCCACUAACUC